AUGUCAGAUUCCGGUGAACAAGGGGCAACAAUGUCCGGGCAAGUUUCCGAUUCCGAUGAACAAACAGCACCAAGUUCUGCGCAAUUGCCAGAUUCCAGCGGAGAAGAAGCACAAGAUUCUGGGGAAGCAGCACCAAAUUCUGAAAGCCCAGAUCCCAGCGAAGCAGCAGAAGAUUCUGAGGAAAACACCGAAUCCAGCGAGCCAGUACCACCAACUCCUAUGAAUACACCGGCUUCCAGUGUAGGAGAAACCGCAGGGGAAAAGAAUUUUGAUUUCGAGGAUGUAAGAGCAGCACUUGCUGAGACUAUUCCGGGUUUCGUUGGACAACAAGCACACCAAGACUCUGUCCGAUUUGUAUCUGGUGACAAAUUUUCGGAUUUCGGAACACCCUCAACAUCUUGUUCUCUGAGGAUUCAGCCCAUGCUAAGAAUCAGAUUCAAGAAAACCCGGAACGAAAGUAUUUCUGGCAUUCGAAGCAAGAAACGGAGAAAGAACCCAGGAACAAUCACAGAAGCACCGAAAAUCUAA
This is a messenger RNA of Pyrus x bretschneideri (Chinese white pear), 528 nucleotides long. Its product is annotated as pre-rRNA-processing protein ESF2-like. The record is from RefSeq and is a predicted model, not a curated record. The coding region runs from base 1 to 528 and encodes 175 amino acids. The transcript has a single exon. Lineage: Eukaryota; Viridiplantae; Streptophyta; Magnoliopsida; Rosales; Rosaceae.